Aspergillus mulundensis is the source of this 1905-nucleotide messenger RNA. RefSeq names its product putative GTP binding protein. The record is from RefSeq and is a predicted model, not a curated record. NCBI's taxonomy places the organism in Eukaryota, Fungi, Ascomycota, Eurotiomycetes, Eurotiales, Aspergillaceae. The transcript is spliced from 6 exons. Gene Ontology annotation, biological process: positive regulation of GTPase activity. Gene Ontology annotation, cellular component: cytosol. The coding region runs from base 1 to 1905 and encodes 634 amino acids. Gene Ontology annotation, molecular function: guanyl-nucleotide exchange factor activity.
AUGAGCAGCUAUAAUAAUGUUGAUAUCCCAGAAGCCGAGGCUUGGGAUACAGAAGGCCUGGAUUUCCCUUCGCUAAAUGAAAUAUUUCCAGAGUCAGCGCCAGCAUCAGAACCACCCCGCACUGAGACUCUACCAGCACUGGAGCAAGAAGCCCUUUUGAUCUCCUUGGAGAAUGCACUGAAAAAGGCAGAGUCGGAAAAGGAUAUAGCGGUAUUUGAUGACUUGCCGGAAUCUUUAUUCAAUCUCUCGUCCCAAUCCUUGCUUCGGGCUGCAGAAGCCCUGGCGAAUGGAAGUAGGAACCCUUCACUGCGUCACGUGUAUGGCCGCACAGGCGUUCUGAAAUUCUUCCUUCGCCUUAUAUCCUCUGAAGAGGCUACGGAGAGCAACCUGGUUCUCCAAUGUCUGAGACUAAUUGGGAACUCUUGUGCUGAUACUGACGAGAACCGGGCAAUCGUGGUGGGCUACAUACCUGCUAUCCUGCGGUAUAUACUGCAGCCUGAACUCCUCCAGGUUGUGAUACCUGUUCUGUAUAACUUAUGCAUUGACUACGAACCUGCCCAGUCUCAACUAGCGGCGGAGAAGAUAGUAUAUAUCCUCUUGACACUAGUUAGAGAUGAUGCAUUCCAGGGAGAUGAUGCUCUUCUUGAUUAUGUUUAUGAACUUAUAGAGCUCGCGGGGGAGCAAGAGCAAGGCAUAGAAAACUCACCUGAGGGAACAAUCUCACUGUUACUAGAUUUGAUAAAGAGCUCGGACGUUGAACUGGCCCAAUUCUGUGCCCUUGCAAACUGCAUCGUUGCAUACAUAAACAAACCUAGAUUCCAAGACAUCUGCAUAUCAAGGCGCAUGGUUCCCGGCAUGUUAUCAAUGCUUAGACGGUCGUCAUUCUUCAAGGCAGAAAGCUCGGCAGACACGCAGGCACUUACACAGUCACAACUGAAAAUCAAUCAGACACUGGCAGAGUUAUCUGCCUCGCCGCGGUUCGCAGAGCUCUACCCCCUAGGCUCGGCGCUCUCGCGAACGCUCAAAUCCUGGCUGAGUAAGCCAGAAGACCAACUUCAAAUCUGUGCCUGCAUUAUGCUUGGGAACCUGGCGCGCUCCGACGAGGUCUGCGUUGCCAUGGUCAAGGAACUGGAAAUCCACAAAGAACUGAUAGCCAUCCUCAACAGUAAUGCUAGAGGAGCAGCACUUCACUCCGCUCUUGGGUUUCUCAAGAACUUGGCGAUACCGAGUGAUAACAGGGUUCUUAUAGGCGAGGCCGAAAUAAUGCCAGCUAUCGCCCGCCUAUGGGCCUACGAGACCGUCCCACAAGUUCAGCUCGCAGCAACCAGCAUCACCCGACAGCUAGUCAUUUCCUCUGCUGAAAACAUACGUCGGCUACUAGAGCCAGUGGAGGAGAAAGAGGGGCAGACCUACCUGUCAUUACUUCUUGAACUUUUCGAUAAAACCGACUCGACCCCAAUCAAGACAGAGAUCGGACGCAUCGAAGCGUCUCUCUGUCGCACACUUAUACCUAAGGCUGAUGCUGCUGGUGGCCCUCUUCUCGACUCUCUGUUUACUCAUGAAGGCAUGGUCCUACCGCUGGAAGCAAUGAUAAAGCAGGAUCAAUGGCCCGUUGUCCGCAGUGAGGGAUGGUUUGCACUCGCGCUGAUGGCAUCUACCAAGGCUGGCUCUGUCGCUGUCGUCGAUGGAUUACAGAAGAUUGACGGGUUCUCUAUGAUUGAGCAGAUCUUAAGCGCUGAAGAGCCAUCUGAUAGCAAAACAGAUAAGGUGCAGUGGCGCAAGGACAGGGAUAAUAUCAUAGUUCUCAUGCAGGAGUUGUUCAAGAAUCAGUCCCACGCGGUCAGCCCUUCUUGGAAGUCUACUGUGCAAGAAUUGAUGAAUACACAUAUCUCAAAGUACCAUUAA